UUCAUUGAGUUGUUUCUAUUGUACAAUGCUAUCCAUGGGAUACUCCAAUUUGCAGGAGGAACUCAUAGAAGAUGAUGAUAUCAGGAAACCCAAAACAGAAAAUAACUCCCACAACUCGUACAUUGUAAUGUGUGAUAGUGCCCUUGCACAGCGGGAUAAUGAGCUCCAGCACGCCAGCAAUAGGUCGGGAGGAUCUAAUAAUAGUAGUACUGUUAGAGUGGAUAUAGCUGAUAUAUUGGAUGGGGAGGAGAGUCUAAACCUGACAACCACUACCCUCAAAAGAUGUAAACAGCAGGUACUCAGACCCUAUUGGAGACUUCUAAUGUUUAUAGGAUGGAGGGGAUUCGGUAGAGAGUCUGUGAACUUUGGCAGUAUGAGAUGGACUGUGUUAAACAUUGUGUACCCUGUAUGUGUUGUGUGUUUGUUAUUGUAUACCUAUGUUUAUGAAAUCGUUGCUUGUCAGUGGAAGCUUGAUCUUCACAAGGAUACUCAGGUUGUUACCACACCUACUACCACAUCUCCUGUAUCAACAGAGGCUGAUAACACUACAGCAGCUACAGCAGGGGAACUGAGUAUGGUUACGCUCUCCAUCACUUUACUAAAGAAUCUCACUAACAUGCGGAAGAUUGGCCCUGCAGAGCGCCCCGAGGCUUGUAGACACAUCAUUACUACCUAUGUCAUUCCAAAUAUUCUACACUUUGUGGCGUACAUAAUGGGAAUGAUUCACUUCAGAAUUCAGGAGAACGAGCAGCUAUAUGCCAUUAUGGAAAAGGUUUUCUUACAAGCAACACCUUCGUACAGUAGAUCAGCUUCCCAGCAAAAGAUGAUCAAAAAACUUAGGAUACUCAUGGCUGUGGGUGCUAUUUGGGUGGCAAUAACGCUAGUCAUGCAAGGCCUCUAUGAGUAUGCCUUUAACUUCCCUCAACUUCUCUUCUUUCGAAAAAUGGGGAAGAGUAUUCACUGGGUGCUGUUUAGUUUUGAAUUGCUGGGGAUUCUGAUGUUGAAUUCUGUGACGUUAGCAGUGAUAGCUAACUAUGUGACACACUGUGAAAUGGUCCUUUUCUAUAUAAGAGGAUUAGCACUGAGAUUGCAGGAAAAAUCCACAGAACUCAAGGCAGCAAUGAAGGACAUUCUUUUCAUCAAACAAAAUGUUGGUUUACUAAAUGGCCCGGUUGCCAGAAUGACUGCUCUAAUAUCAGUCAUUUUUGCAGAGUUGACAAUCAUAGGUGUCUGUAUUCUUGUGUUGAACAAAAAUGAUUCCAUAAAAGUCUGGGUCUACAGGAGUUGUUUCCCUUUGGUGUGGCUUAUUAUUCUUGUUGGUCCAUUGUAUCAGGCAGCUCGAGUAAAUUCAGUGUCCAUGAGAAUGAAGAAAAUAGCCUUAGAGAUGAGAGUGUUUGGGUACAAGAGUUCCUCACAAUUAGAGCUAGAUUCUUUCAUUUUAUUUGUCAGCCAAGCAAGGAUGAAGGCAAAGCUUUUCCAUAUUCCCAUUCUUCCACAGUAUCUUAUAGCUAUUCUUGUCCUAGGAGCUUUUAUUCUACUUAUCCUAUUUCAAACCAGUGUGAUUGGUCCUGUCAACUACUGGUUCUAAUCAACGACCCAGUUAUACAAACUGGUUUUGUCAACUACUAGUUCUAAUCAACAACCCAGUUAUACAAACUGGUUUUGUCAAUUACUGGUUCUAGUCAACGACCUAGUUAUACAAAGUGGUCAACUACUGGUUCUAAUCAACAACCUAGUUAUACACACUGGUUCUGUGAAUUACUGGCUGUAAUCAAGGUGACCUAGUUUUCUAAGCUGAUCCUGUCAACUACUGGUUCUAAUCAACACUACUGGUUUUAUUCUACUAUACAAAUAUUGCCCUCUUGAUUACUGGUUCUGAUCAAUGACUCAUGCAAUUAUACAAAUAUUCUUCCUGCCAUUAAAUUGGACUACAGUUAAAAAAAAUGGAGCAAACAUGUUUAAAAUAAAUUUACACUUAUUGCAAAAUGUUUUCAUCCUUUGUAGGUUUGAAAUGUGUUAUUAACUUAUCAGAUACCUGUAUAACAAAUAAUUUUUAAUAACAAAUUAAAAAUUGUCCAUUACACUAUGGUUAAAGCAUGUUUUAUUGUAUUGUUACGUUGAAAGAAAAUAUAUAUGACAAAUAUAUGCUAAAAGCAUAUUUACUGUAUUGUUAUGUUGAAAGAAAAAGUAGAGUUACAUGUGUGUAAGAAAUUCUUGUAAAUAUAUCAAAAGUAUUUAUUUUGAUGAUGUAUAAUUGUAAUUCUUCGUAAGCCAAGUAUUUCAUGUUAAAAGUCUUCCAUUUACUUUCUAAGACAGUUCAUUAUUUGUUCAUUUGUUUUAUUAUUAUUAUAUCUUACAUUAGCCAUUUUCUUUUGAAGGGUAGAAUAAAUCUUAAAUUGUUGCAUGUUAACAUGAGCUUUAUGAUGUUUAUGAGACCACAGUUUGCCAAAGAUUGUUCUGUGAUAUACAUGUAUAUUAUAAUAAGUAAUAUU
Molecule: messenger RNA, 2492 nt
Organism: Saccostrea echinata
Lineage: Eukaryota; Metazoa; Mollusca; Bivalvia; Ostreida; Ostreidae
Exons: 12
Coding region: 26-1588 (520 amino acids)
Source: RefSeq, a predicted model, not a curated record